CCGGUCUUAAUUAACUGCUAUAAAUUAUUACCCACGUGAUUAACCCCUGUGUAACAACGUUAAGUACGCACGUUGACGUUCACGUCGUUCAUUCAUACAAACAAGGAGAACCGUUCAUUACAUUAAAUUAAUACCGAAACGUAAAGGAAACAAUGGCUGUAAAACAUUUGGUCAUCAUCAUCAUAGUCGGUGUAGCACUGCUUGAACCAGUUGACGGAUGGUUCUUUGCUAAGGAUAUACAAAAACUUGGUGACCGUAUUGAAAAGACAGCGACAAAGGCAUUCAACGGUAUCAAGAGAGCUGGUUGCAGGGCAUUGUACGGCAUCGGUUGUCCUUUUGCAGUAAAAGUGAUUGGUAAAGCUCUACUAUCGAACGAUUCCAGCCAAGAAGAUCGAAUGAUUGCAUUUGGUGUUUCCCUUGGUAAGAAGGCGUGUCAUGUGAAGAAGGACAAGUGUAAAAGGAGUGUUGACAUGACUGAAAUAUUGAUCCCAUUUUCUGACGAGAUGUCGGACUUUGACAUCAAUCUUGAUAAAAUAAUUACAAACGAUGAGUUCAGAUUUGCUGUCCUUACAAGCGUCAACCUCGUAGAGCCCGAUGAACUGAGGGAGCCUUUUAUCUUUGCAGACUUUGAUGGAAAUGGUGUUUUGGACUCUGAUGAAUUCAAAGGCGCCCCAUUCUUAUUUGCACACAAACCAUUUAUCAGAAGAAACGUCAACAAUCUACGACAUAUUUCCUAGUUGGAGAAUUCAAUCAAUAUUUGAUAAAGUGUUUUCUUAACAUCAUCUUUUCUUUACGUUUAAAAGAUUUCUUAAUGUUUUUGUAUUUAUCUCUUACUGCCUUAUUCAUUAAAAAUGGAAUAAAUCUGUAUUCUGAAAACUUAAAAUUCUCAUCGGUAAUGGCUCAAAAGGGAAAGGAUAAUAUUUAUAAUCUAGUGGUCAUUGAUUCGAUCAUCGAUCGAGAGGCGUAGUUUUUCAAUGAUAAUUUAUCUUGGACAUCGAGUCUUAUGUUUAUUCAUCUCUUGCCGCUCACUCUGAAAUAACUUUAGCAUUAGUAGUCGGUUUUUCUCGGAGAAUAUUGUAAUUAUUGGAGUGUUAUCCGGGAUUACUGUUUAGAUGGACCACCCGCCGAGAUAUGACAAAAUGUGUUAAAAUUGGCGUAUAAUCAAUCAAUUAAACAAACAAGCACUCAAUAUUAUAGGCAUAUUCUCAAUUUAAACUCAGCGCUUUGUUGAAACCAUCAUGCAUUAUUUUCUUUUUAUGUUAUGCUCGUUGUUUCUUUAAAUUUUGGUUUUCAGUAUUUAGAAAAUGUAGGCUAUACGAUUGACUGCAAGACUCUUAUUCCUUUUACUUUCCGUGACAAUUUGAUUGACUGCAAAUUUAAGUCACAUGUGCAGCUUGUAUUUAAUAAAAAUCAUGUACAGAAUUUAAUUUUGAACAUCAGUGUAUAAAUUAUAGUCGUAAAAGAAAACAGGAUAAGA
Messenger RNA from Ruditapes philippinarum (Manila clam), 1477 nucleotides. RefSeq lists its product as uncharacterized. The transcript is spliced from 6 exons. The coding region runs from base 153 to 737 and encodes 194 amino acids. Gene Ontology annotation, molecular function: calcium ion binding. The record is from RefSeq and is a predicted model, not a curated record. NCBI's taxonomy places the organism in Eukaryota, Metazoa, Mollusca, Bivalvia, Venerida, Veneridae.